Messenger RNA from Exaiptasia diaphana, 535 nucleotides. RefSeq names its product microfibril-associated glycoprotein 4. The record is from RefSeq and is a predicted model, not a curated record. Lineage: Eukaryota; Metazoa; Cnidaria; Anthozoa; Actiniaria; Aiptasiidae.
AAACUCAAACAAUUUGCCAUCAACUAUCACCCUAGCCUUCGCACGAGCUCUAACUCAAGCUCUAGUUCAAAGUCUAGCUCUAAAGCCCUCGUUGUUCCUAAGAACUGUGCAGAAGUACUGAAACGUGGCAAUAAACAAAGUGGAGUGUACAAGAUAGAUCCUGAUGGCAAAGGUGCAUUUCAGGUUUACUGUGACCAGAAGACCGCUGGAGGAGGAUGGACAGUUUUUCAGAAAAGACAAGACGGUUCAGUGAAAUUCUAUCGAGGAUGGAACGACUACAAGAAAGGCUUUGGAAAUCUCAAAGGCGAGUUCUGGUUGGGUCUCGAUAAGAUCCACCGACUUACUCGYCAAACAAAGAACAAACUUCGUGUUGACCUGCAAGAUUUYAAAGGAAAGAGCGCGUAUGCUGAGUACAGCUUCUUUUCUGUGGCCAAUGAACGAAGCAAGUACAAGCUGAGUCUUGGGACCUAUAAAGGCACUGCAGGGGAUUCACUCUCCUUCCAUCGCGGUAUGGCUUUCAGCACCAAAGAUCGUG